Henningerozyma blattae CBS 6284 is the source of this 1182-nucleotide messenger RNA. It is a transcript of the gene DBP8, whose product is annotated as ATP-dependent RNA helicase DBP8. Gene Ontology annotation, molecular function: nucleic acid binding; ATP binding; RNA helicase activity. The record is from RefSeq and is a predicted model, not a curated record. NCBI's taxonomy places the organism in Eukaryota, Fungi, Ascomycota, Saccharomycetes, Saccharomycetales, Saccharomycetaceae. The coding region runs from base 1 to 1182 and encodes 393 amino acids. The transcript has a single exon.
AUGUCAAACAGUAUUACUAACUUUGAAAAUUUAGGCUUAUCAAGAUGGUUGGUUGAAUCGCUAAAAUCUAUGAAAAUUACUACACCAACUGCUAUUCAAAAACAUUGUAUUCCAGAAAUCUUAAAAGGAAGAGAUUGUAUUGGUGGUGCAAAGACAGGUUCUGGUAAAACUAUUGCAUUUGCUGGCCCCAUGCUAACUAAAUGGUCUGAAGAUCCAUGCGGUAUGUUUGCUGUGAUAUUAACCCCAACAAGAGAAUUAGCUAUGCAAAUUGCUGAGCAGUUUACUGCACUUGGUAGUAGCAUGAAUAUCAGAGUUUGUCUGGUUGUUGGUGGUGAAAAUAUUGUUAAGCAAGCUUUGGAAUUACAAAAUAAGCCUCAUUUUAUUAUUGCCACACCAGGUAGGCUAGCGCACCAUAUUCUAAGGUCAGGGGAAGAUACUGUUGGUGGUUUUAUUAGAUGUAAAUAUUUAGUUUUAGAUGAAGCAGAUAUCCUAUUGACCUCUACUUUCAGUAAAGAUUUAUCAGUUUGUAUAGGUAAAUUACCUCCAAAAGAAAAAAGACAAACAUUACUAUUUACAGCAACUAUAACAGAUCAAGUGAAGGUAUUACAAGAUGCCCCUAAACAUGAUGGUAGACUUCCAUUAUUUUCAUAUCAAGUAGAGUCUAUUGACAAGGUGGCAAUUCCAUCAACCUUAAAGACCGAGUACGUUCUGGUUCCAGGUCAUGUCAAGGAGGCAUAUUUAUAUCAUUUAUUAACUUGUGAAGCAUAUAAUGAAUCAAGUGCCAUAGUAUUUGUUAAUAGAACUGUGACUGCGGAAAUAUUAAGAAGAACGUUAUACGAUUUAGAAGUAAGGGUAACGUCACUUCAUUCUCAAAUGCCACAGCAAGAAAGAACAAAUUCAUUACAUAGAUUUAGAGCCAAUGCGGCAAGAGUGUUGAUUGCCACAGAUGUUGCUUCUAGAGGUUUAGAUAUUCCUACGGUUGAAUUAGUUAUAAAUUACGAUCUACCGGCGGACCCAGAUACCUUUAUUCACAGAUCUGGUCGUACCGCUCGUGCUGGGAGAACUGGUGACGCUAUAUCUUUCGUUACACCAAAUGAUAUCUCAAGAAUUCAAUCAAUUGAAGAACGUAUCAAUAAGAAAAUGUCUGAAUGUGAUAAGUUACACGAUACCGCUGUUAUUUAG